GAGAUGCUGAUGUUGGUAUUGUAGCGGUGCACAAUGCACAUUGACACAAUGUAUCGCAAGCAAGUGUUGAAUAUCGCUGUAUCUCAUUAGUAUCAUACGGAACAAUUGCUGUUUAUAUUGCUAAUAAAUGCACCAAAGCCUGACACAGAAGUCCACUCUAGAACAGUAAAUUACAAUUGGAUUUUAGCUUGUUGUUAAGUAGUUGGAUUCGGCAAAUCGAGGUUUAUUUUCCCAUGCGGGUGGGUUCAAGUGGCCUGGUUUUAGAGGAUGAAUCGGCAUGCAGGAGGAACGUAUUGUCGUUGUCCAGUUUCACAAAGCAUGUCCAGGUCCAGGCUGGUUUUUUUGGUGGUCUUAAUUUUGCAGACGCAUGCUCUAUUCGUUAACGCUUCCGGUGAGGUUGCGCCGGCACUGAACGCCCACCCGAAGACCGCCCGCAUCCACAAGGCGGACCCCAAAGACCUGCGCUGCAUCUGCGGCGAGACGAGCAUCUUCUGCUGCUUACUGGCCAACAGCGCCGUGGACAGCAGCAACGGUAACCGCAAGAUCCCCAAACUGCCCAAACCCACCGCUAAACCAGCUAAACCACAGUCUUCCUUACAAUUAGACGCCGACGCCGAUCUCCUGCUGCCGGCCCGGACGCCCUGGGCUUUUAUGGGCUGCCAGCUGGAUGCCUGCCGGGACAGGGCCGGUGUCUUGCCGCAUACGACCAGCUGCGUCCAUUUUAUCAAUUGCUGGAAUUCCUGCGGAUGGCUGCAGAUAUGCCCACCACCCUUGGUGUUUGACGAGAAAAGCCGCUCCUGCGAAUGGCCGUCACGACUGCAGAAAGACGACCCCUGUUACGCCGCCAGUGCUCUACAAAUAGACGGGAAGAAACUGCGCCGUCAUCCUGCCAGUUGAUUGUCAAUGAUAGUCACUAGCAAAGUAGUGUACAUUAUCACAAAAACGAGUUAAUUGUGUUUUAUAUAGUUUAUUUCGGGUACACCCAGCUGCCAAUGUACGCUGUGUGCAUAGGUAUCUCGAAGGUUGCCGUACAUUGUCAUUUUCACGGCAGCGUUUUGUUGUUCCGCCGGUUUUCUUAACCGAUAUUAAAUAUACCCGCUGAAUGCGGUUGUCUGUUAAUAAUACCGGCUGAUUGUGCAAAUUCCCGGCAUCAGCAUGAACGCUAC
Molecule: messenger RNA, 1166 nt
Organism: Paramacrobiotus metropolitanus
Lineage: Eukaryota; Metazoa; Tardigrada; Eutardigrada; Parachela; Macrobiotidae
Exons: 4
Coding region: 268-897 (209 amino acids)
Cellular component (GO): extracellular region
Molecular function (GO): chitin binding
Source: RefSeq, a predicted model, not a curated record